Messenger RNA from Pelobates fuscus (common spadefoot toad), 2333 nucleotides. RefSeq names its product solute carrier family 39 member 6 (gene SLC39A6). Gene Ontology annotation, molecular function: zinc ion transmembrane transporter activity; monoatomic cation:bicarbonate symporter activity. The coding region runs from base 49 to 2061 and encodes 670 amino acids. The record is from RefSeq and is a predicted model, not a curated record. Gene Ontology annotation, biological process: zinc ion import across plasma membrane; intracellular monoatomic cation homeostasis. The transcript is spliced from 9 exons. Lineage: Eukaryota; Metazoa; Chordata; Amphibia; Anura; Pelobatidae. Gene Ontology annotation, cellular component: plasma membrane.
GUGGCUCCCGUGUGAGCGCGUGAGACCGUGGAGUGUCCGGCACGCAGGAUGAAGCCGUUGGUCGCGCGGUGCCCGGGGCUGCCCUGCUUGUUGCUGGUGGCCGCCAUAUUGUGUCUGGGGAGCACCGGGGGAGACCUGGCAGUCACCGUCACCCUGCCAGCGCAGACCGGUACCUUGAUACCGAGGAGCAGCAGCAGCCAGGUGCCCAGCUCCAGCCCGCUCACCACCGGGGUGGACUCGGUGUUAGCGGCCGGGGCUCAGCGUCAGCACCUGCUGCUCCUCUUCCAGCGAUACGGCGACAAUAACCACAGCCUGAGCGUGCACGGCUUCCGCCAGCUGCUGAAGAGCCUGGGAGUGGAGAGGCUGAGGACGAUAGGCCGGGAGACCGAGCAUCACUCCCAUCAAACCAAGCACCACCACGGCCGCCACCAUCACCAUGGUCACCACCCCCAUCACCCUCAGCCUACCUCUCAAGGCAAGGCCGGGGGCCAGGCAUGUGCCGGGGAGGGCAGGGAGGCACGGUACGUGACGUCACCGGCCCAGCCAGCCAACCACAGAGUGGUGAAGAGACACACUGCUGGAGACAAAGUUGGGAGCAUCCUUCCUGGGGCACAGCUAGAGUGUUUAAAUGCUUCACGACUUCUCACUUCACAUGGGAUAGACAUGCAGGUGCUUCUUGGUGAAGCUGAAUUUGGCUACAUCUGCCCAGCAAUAAUUAAUCAAAUAGAUAGGCAGUCUUGUUUGAUCCAUCCUCCUGACAAAACUUCACCUGGGUAUUCAGUUAAAGUAGCUUGGCUUGGUGGCUUCAUAUCUAUAAGUGUCAUCAGUGUUUUGUCUCUGUUGGGCAUCAUUUUGGUACCACUGAUGAACAGAGUCUUCUUCAAGUUCUUGUUAAGCUUUCUUGUAGCUUUGGCAGUCGGCACUUUAAGUGGAGAUGCUUUUUUACAUCUGCUCCCACAUUCUCAUUCAAAACAUUACCAUAGCCAUGGGGGUUUUCUGCAUGAAAUUAGUCCUGCAGAUGAAGUGGAAGAAGAACAUGCUCUCUUAGAUGCAACCUGGAAGGGAUUGACUGCUCUUGGAGGCCUUUACUUCAUGUUUUUGGUGGAGCAUUUAAUUACCUUAAUGAAGCAAUACAAGGACCAAAAACAAAAGAAUCAGAAAAAAAAUGAAAAUGAAGAGGAAUUGGAAAUUAAGAAGAAUCUUUCUAAUCACUCAAAUAUUGAAGAAAAGGGUGGAUCUGAUGCCGGAUCUCAUCAUGAGAGCUACAUGGAGAAUGAGACACAGGAUGUUACACAGUUUCAGACUCAACAGCCAACAGUCCCAGAAGAAGAGGAGGAAGAAAUAAUGAUUGCUCAUCCAGAUGAUGAAGCAGACUAUUUAAAAUACGGUUCUAGAGGCUGUGAAAAUAAGUGUCAUUCCCAUUUUCAUGACACACUUGGUCAGUCUGACGAUCUGAAUCAUCAUCACCAUGACUAUCAUCAUAUUCUACACCACCAUCACCACCAGAAUCACCACCCACACAGCCACUGCCAGCGCUAUUCCAGGGAAGAGCUGAAAGAUGCUGGCAUAGCCACACUAGCAUGGAUGGUGAUAAUGGGCGACGGAUUACACAACUUUAGUGAUGGCUUAGCUAUUGGAGCAGCAUUUACUGAAGGCUUAUCUAGUGGAUUAAGCACAUCUGUGGCUGUUUUUUGCCAUGAACUGCCACAUGAGUUAGGUGACUUUGCAGUUCUUUUGAAGGCAGGCAUGACUGUGAAGCAGGCUAUGUUAUACAAUGCUCUGUCUGCAAUGCUUGCAUACCUGGGGAUGAUAACAGGCAUUGUUAUUGGCCAUUAUGCAGAAAAUGUGUCAAUGUGGAUUUUUGCUCUUACAGCCGGUUUAUUCAUGUAUGUGGCAUUUGUUGACAUGGUUCCAGAAAUGUUGCAUAAUGAUGCAAGUGAUCAUGGCUGCAGCCGAUGGGGAUAUUUUCUGUUACAAAAUGCAGGAAUUCUAUUGGGAUUUUUCAUCAUGUUGGUUAUUUCUAUAUUUGAACACAAAAUAUUGUUCAUCAUUAACCUAUAACUUUUAGGUUAUUUAUGUAUCCUUAAACCAACUCAUGGUUGAGAUUAUUUUUUCCAUAACUUUAUUUUCUAGCGAAUUCUUACUAAUUGUACGAAAACAUCUGCACUUCGGUACUUGCCUUCAGACAAGAUACAAUCAAAAGACUUUGUUGCAAACUGGACAUUUGUGCCAAAUGUGUCUUUGUCAGUUCUAUUUUUACUUAUUUUUAAUUAUUUUUUUUACUUUAAUUUAUUUAAGUAGAAAGCUGUUGCAAAAUUAUUCCAUAGUGUGGU